AUGAAUGUAUUGUUCUGUGAUGAUAUUCUGCAGUUUUUUCCCAGCUAUUCCGACUUCAAAGACCGUCGUUGGAUACUUAUCGCCGGCUGUAUUUUCAACAAUUUUUUAACCUACACCGCCAUCAUGUUGAACAUUGUGACAUUGUACGCUGUACGAAAAAGUUCAUCUGUUCCAAAGACGUUGAGAACAUUGAUGCUGAGUCUUGCUGUUUCUGAUGUUGUUGUUGGUGUAUUCGUUCAACCUCUUUUUGCAUCAUUUAUGGUCACUUGGCUGCAAAUGAACAAUCCCAGCUGUGGCGCCUACAACAUGAUGGGUAGCGCUAUUCGUUCGCUUUUGAUGAGCUCGCAUCUGAGUGUUAUGGCUUUAAGUGUAGACAGGUUCUUAGCUCUUCAUCUUCAUCUCAGAUACAAAGAACUUGUGACUCACAGGCGUGUUGUUGCUGUAGUAAUAUCAAUUUGGGUGUUUUGCACAUUACUUUCACCAAUGAUGCAUUGGGUCUCUACAAGCACUCGUUCUUUAACUAAGGUCGUUUUCCUAUUAAUUCCUUUCCUUCUUAUGAUUUUAAUAAACAUCAGGAUUCAUUUCAUUGUCCGCCGGCACAAGUUUCAGAUUCAGUCCUUGCAAUUACAAGAAGCAGGUCAGUGCAGUGAGGUGAAACGAUUGGCUGUCUCUCUUAAGUCUGCGGUUUGUAUAUUGUAUGUGUAUCUCAUAUUUUUAGUUUCGUAUUUCCCAUCGUUUUCCCUCAUGCUUACAAUGAAAAUAAACGGCCCGAAUAGCACAAUUAGGAGUUUGAACGUUUUUACACUCAUUCUGCUAUUUCUGAAUUCAACUUUAAACCCUCUAAUUUACUGUUGGAAGAUGAGACACAUUCGUCACUCUGUCAUCAACAUACUGCGUAAUAUGCCCUGGAAAAGAAACCGUACUCUAAACUAAUUAUGCAAUCAGUCAUAAGGCUUCGUUGUGGUCGUCCAUAUUGUUUAACUGGCAAGGGCUGAAUACGUUCCCUUUUUUUCUCAACCGAAAAAAAGAGAAACUAGAACGUUAUUAAAAACGUAAUUGAAGCGCCACAGAAACAAUGGUAGAUAUUUUAAUUUUUAAGGGGAAAGAAAUCAUAGUUUUGUGAAUACAGUAAGGGUAAUUUAGCGUAAUUCCUGUUCAAUCGAUUUUAUGAGAAAUAAAAUUGACACUGAUUUUUCAAGUUUCUCGUUAACCUCAACAUUGCCUGUUAAUUUCAGCCAUGAAUUCAUGAUGUCUUUUGUAAAUAAAUAAAACUUUUUAAAAGCUAGCUCAAUGUAAACUCAGUGUAUUAUAACUGACAUAGCUACCAAAACCAUCAGGCUCUACAGGUGAGCUAUCUUAAUGACGUGUGAAUUUGAACUGCUUUUCUAAUGUCAAAUACUAUUUCCAAGUAAUGAAUCGGGACACAAGGACGUCGUACCUGCGCAAGGGAAACAAUCAUCUUCCUGUUGCAUAACAGUGAACCCUUGACGCAGAGAAGAAAUCGACAUGUAAAUAUUUUUCGUACAUUCCCAUAACUCUGGUCAAGGUUGUGGGAAAAGUUACAAUGAAGAAAUUUAUCGAUUGCAGGACGAAUGGUAUUUAUUUGUCAUCAGAUUCUCAUCACUUGUCACAAAAUAAAAGUAGGGUUUCAGUUACGGGAAUGAACUUUUGAUUAACAAGAUCGUAAAAAGUGAACUGAUUUUGGGUAUAUUCAAAUAGUGUGCCGCGAUGAUUUUUCGACCCACAGGAAAAUGCCCGAGUAAUGAUGAAAUCGGAAGGAUAGAAGAUGUUUCAGUAAUAAAGGGUUGGGAGUUUACCACAAGUUGGAGACUGGACGACUGAAUAGGCUGCGUUUGUCUUUACGCUUUUGAAGAGGAAACUUUCUUGAAAGAACAGGCUGUAUAUGGAAUAUGUAACAUCCAACAGAGGUCUCCUUCCAAAGAUGUAAUGAAUAGUGCCCACAUGGACGCCGAACCAAACCGGCCUGAACCGAACCGGGAGAACUUUAUUUUCAGAAUUUCAGACUUUUUUUUUCUUGAUUACCGUAAUUAACUUAGACGCAAGCAUUUUUGAGAUUUCUAUCUUUUAAUAUAACUUCAAUGUUCGAAAUUUUUAAGCGUGCAAAAAAAAACAUGUCUAAAGAUCUACUCUGACAGAUGUUCCGACUUUUUAAUGUUUUGGCAUACUAAUUUUGAAACAACUAAGAAUUCUUGUAAUGGCCCCAGCCAGUUGUCAUUGUCGAACUUCUUUCUUUAAAAUGAAUAUAUUGUUCAUACAUUGAUUUUUUAUAAUGAUGAAAUGCUAACGAAUAAAUUUGAUCUUUUCAGAGGGAAGCAAUAACGAUGUCAUUUGUUAAUGCAUUCUCCAUGCAGCACCAGAUAGCCAUCCAUUAAAUUUGCAUUGGUCACGGCUUUCGAUAACCUUCCCAAUCAAAACCUUUACAGGACGAUUAGAAAGGUCUUUAAAACACUUGGUUUUGUUAUUUCGAUUGGUCGUGAACGACCAUGAGCGUGUUGUGUUAAUCCGACAGAUGGGUGGCUUAAAGCCCAGAAAGCGAAGUUAUAAAUGCUGCGACUCGUCAUAAAAUAGUGUGGGCUGCAGUUGAAAACUUUUCUCAUUCUUUAAGAUGGCUUUCAUGUUUUUAAAGCUGAAGAAUUGUUUUGCACAAGAAAAAGGUUGAUCCCUAAAUAGAUAAAUAAGGAGAAUGAGCAAAAAGUAACUGCUUUCAUUUUGUUCAUCACGGUAAAUGAAAACAUUACAUUAGGUGUGCGUAACACCUGAAACGAGUCCUACUUGCUCACAAAAAUCCCUUCAUAAAAUUGUACGUCAAUCAGUAUGAAUGUGAUGAUAUUCUGUAGUUUUAUUCCCUCGUAUUCCGACUUCAAAGACCGUCGUUGGAUACCCGCCGCUGGUUGUAUUUCCAACAAUAUUUUUACCCACAUCGCCAUGAGUAUGAACUUUGCUCCUUAGUCUGACUUAAUUUAAAAGUAAUCCACGAUGCUUUAAAUUGCAAUCAUCGGGAAAUCCCUUUUGAUGUGAGGACUCAAAGUCUCCGCUUUACAGAUUUUAUAUGGGAUGUAUAUCCAUUAAAAGGUGCCGUUAAAUUAGUAAUCCUGAAAGAUAAGAGGCGGUGGUUCCUAUGCGCCAGUGGUCAGCGACCAAUUUCGGGUGCGAAAUUCUACAUUCUUUUAAACUUUGCCCCUCAGUCUGACUUAAUCUAAAAGAAAUCCAUAAUUCCUUAAAUCAUCGGGAAAUCCUCUUUGAUGUGAAGACUCAAAGUCUCCACUUUACAGAUUUUAUAUUGGAUGUAUAUCCAUCAAAUUUCCAAAUAGCACUUUCGAUUACUUCUCUUAUCCCGAAUGCUUAUGACUUUGUUAUACCACGGUACUGCGGCUUUAAUUGCACCCCCCUUAAAAAUUUUCCAUUAACUAACUAUCAAAUUAAAUGAACACAUGACCCUGUGAUGAAAAGCUAUCACAAGACCAGCGUCGUUUUAUCAAAAAAAGUCGUCGAAAAGAUGAUUGUGUCAAUCCUGAUGAACUUAUAAAAGAGUUCGAUCAAAAAUUAUUUUUUCUCUUUCUCUAAAAAGGUCCUAAUUGCCCACAAAAAGUUAAUCAGUAUGAAUGUAUUGUACUGUGAUGAUAUUCUGCAGUUUUUUCCUUCCUAUUCCGACUUUAAAGACUGUCGUUGGAUACUUAUCGCCGGCUGUAUUUUCAACAAUUUUUCAGCUUACACCGCCAUCAUGUUGUACAUUGUGACAUUGUACGCUGUACGAAAAAGUUCAUCUGUUCCAAAGACAUUGAGAACAUUGAUGCUGAGUCUUGCAGUUUCUGAUGUUGUUGUUGGUGUAUUCGUUCAACCUCUUUUCACAUCAUUUCUGGUCACUUGGCUGCAAAUGAACAAUCCUAGCUGUAGUAUUUACUACUUGAUGGCUGGCGUUAUCCGUACGCUUGUAAACGUCUCCCUCUUGAGUGUUGUAGCUAUAGGUGUAGACAGGUUCUUAGCUAUUCAUCUUCAUCUCAGAUACAAAGAACUUGUGACUCACAGGCGUGUUGUUGCGGUGGUGAUGUCAAUUUGGGUGUUUUGCACAUUUUUUUCACUAACGAUGUUUUGGUUCCCUGUAGGUACUGUUCCUAUGAUUAAUGCCGUUAUCUCAACAAUUGGUUUCCUUCUUAGUAUUUUAAUAAACAUCAGGAUUAAUUUCAUUGUCCGCCGGCACAAGUUUCAGAUUCAGUCCUUGCAAUUACAAGAAGUAAGUCAGUGCAGUGAAGUGAAACGAUUGGCUGUCUCUCUCAAGUCGGCAGGUUGUAUAUUGUAUGUGUAUCUCAUAUUUUCAGUUUUGUAUCUCCCAUUGCUUUCCUCCAUUCUUGCAAUCAAGAUAAAUGGCCCGAAUAGCACUAUUAGGAGUUUGAAUGUUUUGGCACUCAUUCUUGUAUUUCUGAAUUCAACUUUAAACCCUUUAAUUUACUGUUGGAAGAUGAGACACAUUCGCCACUCUGUCAUCAACAUACUGCGUAAAAUGCCCUGGAAAAGAAACCGUACUCUAAACUACUGAAUUAUGCAAUCAGUUGUAAUGCUUCGUUGGGAUCGUCCUUAUUGUUUGACUAACAAGGGCUAGGAACGUGUUUUUUUUCCUCAACUGACAAAAGAGAAACUAGAACGUUGUUAAAAACGUGAUAAAAACGCCACAGAAACAAACAUGACUAUUCAAAUUUUCAAGGGAAAAAAGAUAAAGUAAAUGAUAGUUUUGUGAAUGCAAUAAUGGUAAAUUAGCCUAAUCCCUUUUUGAUCGAUUUUAUGUGAAAUAAAAUUGACACUGAAUUUUCAAUGUAUUCGUGAACCUCAACAUUUUUCAAAUAACCAAUUGAAUAUUCUACUUGUAAAAUGAGAAUCAUCUCUACCUCAGUUUUAUUAUUACUGUUUUCCCUUGUUGUUUUUUCUUCGCUUUUAUUGCGUUUAUUUUGGCUGAGAAUUCAUAGUAUACUACAGAGGUCUCCAUUCAAAGAUGCAAUGAAUAGUCCCCACAUGGGCGCCGAUGAUUCCGGCCUGAACCGAACCGGGAGAACUUCAUUUUCAGAAAUUCAAGUCUUUUUUUCUUGAUUACCGUCAUUAACAUAGACGCAAGCAACUUCAAGAUUUUUUUCUUUUGUCAUAACUUCAAUGUUCGAGAUUUUAAAGUGUGCAAGAAAAUCACCAUUUUCAUAGAUCUUCUCUGACAGAUGUUCCGCUUUUUAACGUUUUAGCGUACUAAUUCUGAAACAACUAAGAAUUCUUGUAAUGGCCUCAGCCAACCGUCAUUGUCGGACUUCUUUCUUUAGAAUAAAUAAAUUGUUCAUUAAUUGAUUUUAUACUAUGAUGAAAUGCUAACGAAUAAAUUUGAUCUCUGCAAAAGGAAGCAAUAGCAGUGUCAUUUACUAAUAUAUUCUCCAUGCAGCACCAGAUAGCCAUCCAUUAAAUUUGCAUUGGUCACGGCUUUCGAUAAACUUCCCAAUCCAUACCCAUACAGGACGAUUAGAAAGGUCUUUAAAACACGUUGUUUUGUUAUUUUGAUCAGUCGUGAACGACCAUGAGGGUGUUGUUUCAAAAUCUUGUGGGCUGCAGUCGAAAAUUUCUCUUAUUCUUUUAAAUAACGGCUUUCAUGUUUUUAAAUCUAAAAAAGUUGUUUUGCACAAGAAAAAGGUUGAUCCCUAAAAAGCUAAAUAAGGAGAAUUAGCAAAAAGUAACUGCUUUCAUUUUGUUCAUCACGGUAAACGAAAAAAUUAUAUUAGGUGUGCGUAACACCUGAAACGAGUCCUACUUGCGCACAAAAAAUCCCCUUAUAAAAUUUUAAGUCAAUUAGUAUGGAUGUGAUGAUAUUCUGUAGUUUUUUCCCCUCAUAUUCCAACCUCAAAGACCGUCGUUGGAUACUCGACGCUGGUUGUAUUUCCAAAAAUAUUUUAACCCACAUCGCCAUGAUGUUAAACUUUGCCCCUUAGUCUGAUUUAAUUUAAAAGUAAUCCACAAUUCCUUAAAUUGCGAUCAUCGGGAAAUCCCCUUUGAUGUGAGGACUCAAAGUCUCCGCUUUACAAAUUUUAUGGUGGGUCAUAUUCAUUAUAUUUCCAUUUAGCACCUUUAAUUUAUUAUCUGAUCCAGUAAGCUCAUGACUUUGUUACACCACGGUACUACUUUAAUUCCAUCCCAUAAAGAACUUUCCAUGACUAACUAUCCAAUCAAAUGAGCACACGACCCUGUGAUGGAAAGCUAUCACAAGACCAGCGUCGUUUUAUUCAAACAAAGUCGUCGAAAAGAUGAGUGUAUCAAUCCUGACGAACUUAUCAAAGAGUGCGAUCAAAAAUUAAUUGCAAUUUUUAUCACGGUUAAUGAAAAAAUUAUAUUAGGUGUAUGUGGCACCUGAAAAGUCUUAAAUGCCCACAAAAGGGUCAGUCAGUAUGAAUGUAUUAUACUGUGAUGAUUUUCUGCAGUUUUUACCCUCCUAUUCCGACUUCAAAGACUGUCGUUGGAUACUCGUCGCCGGCAUUAUUUCCAACAAUUUUUUAACUUACACCGCCAUCAUGUUGAACAUUGUGACAUUGUACGCUAUACGAAAAAGUUCAUCUGUUCCAAAGACAUUGAGAACAUUGAUGCUGAGUCUUGCUGUUUCUGAUGUAUGUGUUGGUGUAUUCAUUCAGCCUCUUUACACAUCAUUUCUGGUCACUUGGCUGCAAAUGAACAAUCCUAGCUGUAGUAUUUACUACUUGAUGGCUGGCGUUAUUCGUGCGCUUGUAAACGUCUCGCUCUUGAGUGUUGUAGCUAUAAGCGUAGACAGGUUCUUAGCAAUUCAUCUUCAUCUCAGAUACAAGGAACUUGUGACUCACAGGCGUGUUGUUGCUGUGGUGAUAUCAAUUUGGAUGGUUUGCACAUUUUUUUCACUAACGAUGUUUUGGGUCUCUAUAAGUACUGUUCCUAUGAUUAAUGCCGUUAUCUCAAUAAUUGGUUUCCUUCUUGGUAUUUUGAUAAACAUCAGGAUUCAUUUCAUUGUCCGCCGGCACAAGUUUCAGAUUCAGUCCUUGCAAUUACAAGAAGCAGGUCAGUGCAGCGAAGUGAAACGAUUGGCUGUCUCCCUUAAGUCUGCAGUUUGUAUAUUGUAUGUGCAUCUCAUGUUUUUAGUUUCGUAUUUUCCAUUUUUUCCCUUAAUGCUUGCAGUGAAAAUAAACGGCCCGAAUAGCACUAUUAGGAGUUUGAAUGUUUUGACAAUCAUUCUUGUAUUUCUGAAUUCAACUUUGAACCCUUUAAUUUACUGUUGGAAGAUGAGGCAUAUUCGCCACAAUGUUAUCGACAUACUACGGAACAUGCCCUGCAAAAGAAACCGAACUCUCAACACAUUUUGCAGGCAGUGA
Pocillopora meandrina is the source of this 7376-nucleotide messenger RNA. NCBI's taxonomy places the organism in Eukaryota, Metazoa, Cnidaria, Anthozoa, Scleractinia, Pocilloporidae. The record is from the annotation of a GenBank genome assembly.